GGUUCAAAUCUGAUGAUCGCUGAGAAAGAGUGCUAGCAGUAUUUAAACGCUGGUGAAAAAUGGGUGCAUCGAAGGGGUUGGUGACUUUAGUCUUGCUGUAUAUUUGCACACAGGCUGCAGCGCUCACAGUGUCCGUGUUCGCCACCACGUCCAAAAGUAAGACCCUGCGAUGGACCAGGCAUCCCGGGGCCGGCUCAUACCUGGUCACCGUGCGGGAAAAGUCCUCAUCAGCUGUGACCGCUUUUGUCCAAUUCGGGGCCAACACCGUGAUGGGCACCGUCACCCCUCUGGCCCCCAACACGGUGUAUGACUUCACGGUAGAAGCUUUGGAUGGUGACCAACUGAGGCUGGAUGUGGCAGUUGUGGAGUCGUCAACAGCACCUCCACUAAUGGACCCCAUCCAAAAAGUCAAGCCGAUGGACAGCGAGACCCUAAUAGUGGAGUUUAACUCGGUCACUGGAGCCACUCACUACAUCGUACGGGUCCAAAACGCCGAUGGUUUUUACAGAGAAGACACGGUUUAUUCCUCCCCCGCUGAGAUUGCUUCCCUGGCAGCGUACACUGAGUACACGCUGAGCAUCAUGGCGGGGAAUAGUGGAGGCCGCAGCCAGCCAUCUCUUCCUGCGACUGGAAAGACAGUUUUGCCGCCUCUUCAGCUCUCUGCCUCGUCUCCCAGUAACGACAGUAUCGUGGUAUCCUGGGACCUGGUCGACGAUGCUGUCCAGUACACCUUGAGCGUGUACGAGGUCGGCUCCAACAACACUGUAACUCAGAACACCACCAGCACGGAUCUGACAAUCUCGGGACUGGACGCUGGCUCUCUCUACAUGAUCAUGGGCUAUGGUUGGGACCCUGAACAGAGGAAGGGAGAGGGGAGUUACUACAUCAACCAAACGACACGGCCUCCAAUGCCUGUUUCCAUCAACGUCUCCGUGGUGAUGGCUGAUGACUUGGCUGGACUGUCCGUCUCCUGGGAAUUGGAUCAGCUGGUUUACGGGCACAUUGAGUACCACGUGAUCAGUGAUCAGAACCCUACAUGUAACUCCACAUCAAGCCUCUGCAUCCUCUCACCGGUGGGUUGUGGAGAGAUGCACACCAUCCAGGUGACGGCCUCCAAUGAGGCUGGGCCCGGUCAUCCAUCCAUGCCAUUUGACUUCAUCACCUUUCCCUGCCCACCUGAAUCCUUAGCUAUGGACGAGCCGGUGGAAGCAAACUGCACUCUGUCUUGGGAUACGGCACCUUACGCCGACAGCUACAUGGCAUACAUAAAGAGAGGUGACGGCACGGAGGAGACGUGCAACACCACCAGCAACAACUGCACAUACCACUGCCAAUGUGGCUACACACACCUGGUGUCGGUCUUCGCCUUCAACGACGCCGGCUCCAGUCCUCAAGGACCGGUUAUCAACUACACCACAGUGCCGUGUUGUCCGGAGGGUGUGGCCGUCACCCUGGUGAGCACGGAGACUCUGGAGAUCACAUGGGCGCCGUCACAGGGGGCGGAGCUGUAUGAGACCCGGGCAGCGGACGGUUCAGAGGUCAUCCUCUGCAAUGACACGGCGCCGGUCUGCGCCCUUUCGGACCUGGGUUGUGACAGUCCCUACAGUGUGGUGGUGAGCCCCUGCAAUGAUGUCAGCGGGUGUAAUCGUGCAUGCGGCGCUCACACCAGAGACACAGCUCCCUGCAUGCCCACCAACAUGCAGCUCAAUCAGAAAAACUCUUCCUGUGUCACGGUGAGCUGGACGGAAAACAACCGUGCCGCCACUUCCAGUGUGAGCGCUGUGGGAGUGGAAGGCACGCACACCUGCAUCUCCAGUGGAAGCAGCUGUGACCUCACAGGUCUUCCUUGUGGCUCCAUCUAUGACGUCACCGCCGUAGCGACCAGCGCUGCCGGACAGAGUUUACCCAGCUACUCGGAAACGUUAGAAACAGAACCUUGUUGUCCAGUCAGCCUCACAGUGGACCAGGCCACUCAAGCCAUGACCAACCUCUCAUGGUCCCACGCUCCAGGUGCUUACUCCUUCAUGGCCUCCUUGUGGUCACCGCGGGGUCACGCCAGGUGCCACACUCAGGACCACCACUGCCUCGUGGGAUGCAUCACCUGUGGCACCAACUACACCGUCACCAUGGAGGUUCACAGCCACAGCGGACGCAGUGCCAACUGCACCUACCAGGGCUUCUCAUCCAGUGCGUGUUGCCCGUCAGGCAUCAAGCUUUACAGGACGGCCGAGAACUCGCUGCGGCUGCACUGGCGCACGGCCGGCGGCAACACGCGUUACGCCGCUGAGAUGUUCGGCAGCAGCAACUACACCUGCACCACAUCCGCAGGAGAGAGCGGCUGCGAAGUCGCCGACGUCCAAUGUGGGGAAGUGUAUCACGUAAUAGUGUCCCCGCUCACCGCAGAUGGCAGUAAAGUCUCAUUCUGUCCCCAGAGGAUUUACUCAGUCACGUGCAUAGGAAGUGACGUCGGCACAGUGAUUUACAGAGGAAAGAGAAGUGUGGCCGAGCAGACUCCCGCCGCCAUACAACACACCUAGAACAAUGUUCUUCACCAUCACCGUCGUCCUUCUGCAACAGCCGUCCUCCUCCUCUGGAUGCAUGUUACAUCAUCUAGGUCAGGGAUAUCAAACGUACAACCCGACGACGAGUUUUCUAAGUAUAAAAACGAGCCGAAAUUUUUUGAAUGAAAGAAACCGCUGUUCUAAAUGCGUCCACUAGAUGUCGCAAUAGCAAUUCUUUAUAUCUUUGUAGAUGAUGCUACAUAUGUAAACAGUCUCUCCAAGUUCCUCCUCCUCCUGUUCCUGGCCGCUACUGGUAAAGACAACAGGUGAUUAGAUAACUUGUACCACCUGGGAAAUCCAAUCACCUGUUCAGCUGUGUCUCGCCGCCGGCACUGCCACGCCCCCCACCCGUCUGAUGGUGCUCUGUCCUCAGCACCAUGGACAGAGGCGGUGACCGUCGCUCUUGCAGGCAGCGCUGGCCACACCUCCCUCCACGAAAAAUAAACCACAUGAUGUUAGUGCACCAGUCGAGGAAAAUGAGCAAACUAUGUAAAUAACAUCCUGUAAUUUGAUUUUGAUAUCAUUUUUCUAUCUUAAAUAGAUUGAAAAUUAACACCAAUGAGUUGACUGAUGAUUAUUACCACAUCAUUUUUUCAGAAAGUAUAAAUAAAGAUACUAUUAACCGCAACAUGUAAGUGUAAAAAAAACAACAUUAUGAUUUGUACAUUUUUAGAAUGUGCUUGUUCUUUUUUUAAACAAAGAAAACAAUCUGAAGUUGUCUUUAUUUUCAAGUUAUCGUGCCGCGAGAGUAGAUUUUUCUCCAUGUGGUUUCCCCGAUCUAAAAUGAGUUUGACACCCCUGAUCUGGUUGUGAACACACCUUCUUGUUUGUCCAUGAAACUUAGUUGCCAUGUCAUGAAAUGAAAUUAUGAACUUCAACAAUGAUGUGUUUUGUGAACGUCCACUUCAAUAAAUAAAGUGACCAACCGCUCAGCUAUUAGGUCCCGUCAAACAUUUAAUGACAAUAAAGUGCAAACACUGCGGGUAUUUAGCACAUUUACUUGUGACAAUAUAGCCUGGCAGUAAAUAUAUUCCAGUCAUCCAUUCAAAAAUCACAUAGUAUAAAAUUAGUAUAUCAAAUAAAACGCUGUACUUAUCCAAAGAUUUUAGACAUUUAACUUGCUCAUUAAAACACUUUUUAUAGGAACUGCCCCAAAUAGGAAGCCUCCUGAGUUGGAACAAGAACAAUAUUAAGUGGUUUC
Entelurus aequoreus (snake pipefish) is the source of this 3762-nucleotide messenger RNA. Its product is annotated as fibronectin type III domain-containing protein 7-like. The transcript has 14 exons. Gene Ontology annotation, molecular function: protein binding. The coding region runs from base 60 to 2537 and encodes 825 amino acids. NCBI's taxonomy places the organism in Eukaryota, Metazoa, Chordata, Actinopteri, Syngnathiformes, Syngnathidae. The record is from RefSeq and is a predicted model, not a curated record.